Molecule: messenger RNA, 1995 nt
Organism: Euleptes europaea (tarantolino)
Lineage: Eukaryota; Metazoa; Chordata; Lepidosauria; Squamata; Sphaerodactylidae
Gene: KIZ
Product: kizuna centrosomal protein
Exons: 13
Coding region: 1-1965 (654 amino acids)
Biological process (GO): spindle organization
Cellular component (GO): centrosome
Source: RefSeq, a predicted model, not a curated record
AUGUGCGGGGCCUCGAGCCCAUCCGGCGACGGCGUCUCCGGCUACGACGAGCAGCUCCGUCGGAUCCAGGUGCAGCUGCGGGACAGUGAAACAAAGAGGAUGGAAUUGGAAAGAAAAAUGCUGGAAUAUAGCAAAUCUGAUGUCUGCUUAUCGAAGCAGAAACACACGAAGCUUAAAAAAUACUUAAAAGAAAUAUGUGAACGUCAGAAAAAAUCUCUACUCCGAAACCAAGAUUUAUUGAAGGAAUUUGAUUGUAUCGAAGCUCAUAUUAGAAAGUUUGCUUCAAGUUCAGAGUCUCUUCAAAAGCUAAAGGCAGAGUAUGAAAGACAAGUUAAGAGUCAUCUGGCACUUCAGAAAAAUAGUACGUUAAAAGAUGAUGGGAAAGAUAAUGUUAAACAGCUGAUGAUGGCAGAGGCAAGACAGGCAAGAGUUAACACCACGACAGCCAUGUCAAGAGGACUGUAUCACACGGCAACCAUCUUUAUGGGCCGCCAAAUGUCAGCUGUCUCAAACACUGAAGAUUUUGGUGCGCUGCAGAAAUCUUCCCGGCUCACAAAGAGCUUUUCAAUUUCUGACCCACAUGUGCAUAGACAGCCAUCACAGAGCAGCGAUGUGACAGACAGCUGUGUAGUACAAACUAAUAGUGAUCUACAGCGCUUAAAUCAGUCUGACAAAACACAUGGGAAGGCAUAUCUGCCGGCGGGCGCCAAAAUGCCAGUCACAUCUGGCGUCUCAUCUGAGAAUGGGAGAACUUGCUGCUUAACAGUCGAACACCAGGCAAAUAAUUGCGAUAGUAAUUUAGUGGAAAGCAAAACAUCUCCUGAAGUUAACUCCCUGUUGCAUGGAAGAUUAAGUCCCGAGAACAAAGCCGCUGGUUUCAAAAGUGACAGUUUCUGCAGAUCUGUGGAAGGAGCACUGACUCAUGAGCGCUCUGAACUAAAUGAACAGGGAUCUAAGAGGCCAAUCUCGCUGGCGUUUCACCCUGAGCAAGCUGUUUCUGGAAAUGAGUACUCAAGAGAGAAAUUCCCAGGUAUAGUGAUGAUGGAAUGCCUGUCAUUUGAAGGAUUCUGUUAUCUGCUGCAGUACAUAGAAGAGAUGACAGCCAGUGCAGCUUCUGAAUACAUGACGUUAUACAAGAGCAAACCUGUGAGCUCAGCAGAACUGGAGACCCUUAUAAGCAUCUGUAAUCAAACCGGCAGCAUGGAACAAGAAGACCUUGAGGUAUGUGAAGCACUUGUCCUUCAUCAGCUUCAAAGAUUAUUACAAAACACAAUGAAUAGAUGCCUUUUACCGGAGAAAGCACUUAAUGACGAAAGUGGGAUGCUGGGUGAAAAACAAGUCAGGCCUGAAUUGUCAUCUUAUUUUGCAAUGACAUGGGAACGUUUAAACGAGCAUGUCUUGUUCUUGAAAAAGCACAAUGUUUCACUCACACAAGACGUGAAAGACAUGUUGGGUACCUUACUGAUUUUGGACAGAAAUAAGCAAGACGGCCUGGUUAUGCCAUUAGUGAAAGAGAACUUUCCAGAAGAAUAUGAAGAUGAAUCAUCUCCUUGCAACGAUGUAACAUCUUGUAGUUCACAGACAAACAAAACCAAAAUAAAGCACGAAAAACAUGCACAGUUGUUUGGUAGUAAUGGUGCAAGGAAACAUGAAGUCACAAACUGGAGUGAAGAUGAGAGCAAGGAAGAAAGCCUGGUGGAAAAGAUUCCUGUUUCAGGUUUGAAUAUUGAUGGCUGUAGCUUAAAGAAACAGAAAAGCAAUGCAACCAGUUCAGAAGCUAGUUUUUCAUCUCGGGAAAAAAGAAGCCCUUUGUCAAGAAAUGAAAACCAAAAGGGAAAGGUAACCACGAUAAAAUCAAAAGCCUUUUGGGGUGAUUCUGAUGACAGCAAUUCUGAUAUUGAAGCAGCUCUGCGUCCUCAAGUGUACUGCUCACAUGAAGAUGAUUUUAGUGACUUCUACGAUUGAGGGGCUGCAACGUCUGUGCAUGCAUGUGAC